Molecule: messenger RNA, 1707 nt
Organism: Plasmodium inui San Antonio 1
Lineage: Eukaryota; Apicomplexa; Aconoidasida; Haemosporida; Plasmodiidae
Exons: 4
Coding region: 1-1707 (568 amino acids)
Source: RefSeq, a predicted model, not a curated record
AUGAGCGGCAACUCCCUAAUUUCGCAGAUCCUAACGGAGGCAGAAAUUACAGAACUGGGCCUACAUGGCAGCGUGAUAAAGCACUGCUCCUCUCCAUACAUCAUUAAUAAGAAGCACUUCAUUCAGAUUUGUGUGUACUACCUCCUGAGUACGUUCCUUUUUUUUUUCGUUUACGUCACCCUCACCAUCCUGGUACUCACUAGCUUUAGGACAGAGCUGAACAAAACGAUUAUCCUCGUUAUUUAUAUCUACAUCUUCGUCUUUUUCUAUAUCGACCUGAUUGUAAGUAACACAAUAAAGUAUGAAUUGGUCAGACGGUACAACAUAAAGGAGGUUCGGAAGAGGAUCUAUGGGCGCUUCCUGGGCCCACCCCCCGGGGGGAGUCGCGCGCCGUCCAGCAGUGCGCAGACCAGCGACACACUGACUAGCAGCGCACCCAUCAGCAAUGAGCCUGGAAAAUGCGACGCCCCCCGGGAGUCACCGCGAAAAAAAGCCAAGGCUCCCCCACGAGCAGACAAGGCAAACAAGGCGAAGGAGAAGGAAAAAAAAAAACUAUUCAUCAGUCAGAAGUACUACCUUGUGGAGGAGGAGCAGGAGCAGCAGUGGGAGCGGAAGCGAGAGGCAAACCACUGCGAAGAGGGAAGAAGACGAGCAAGGGGCAAAAGGAUACCAUCACCACCCCCGGACGAGGAAAAGUUUUAUCACCUCGAUCAGCUCAAAGAUGUUAACGACAGCAUCAAUGUAGAGCUCAUGAAGUACAUUCAGUACGAAAACAAUAACUACACAAUAGAGAGCGACCGAUACGAUAUCUUCCUAAUCAUCUCCGGCUUUGUUAAUCAGCUAAAUAUAUUUUUUGAUUUACUUUUCCUCUUCUAUGUGUAUGAUUAUAGCCGGAAGUUAUUUUCUGUUUGUUUGUUUAUUUAUGCAUAUUAUUUGGUCCACUUCGGGAUGCUGAUAAGAUUUUCCAUCGUGAUGAUCCGAGCUCUGUUUAGCAUACACAGGAGGAGUCUAUCGCGGUCGUAUAGAAAGGGCGCGUCGCGACUGCUCAGAGGGAUGAUCUCCAUGAGGGGAAGCAACCAAGUGGUGAACCCACGGAAGCCGAAGAUUUUCUUUAAUAAAUACGUCACUUACAACAGCUGGAGCUUCGCCUACAACCAGGGCGUCUCCUCCAACGGGAGCAAAGACAUGUUGAAGAUGCUUCGUGAGUCUGAUUCGGAAGACAUCAAGCGGGUGAUGGUACACACAGGGAGAGUUCCCACCAAGUGUAUAGACAUACACACGGUGCCGCUAAGCAGGGUGAGGGAAAAGAAGAAAAAGAGCAAACAGACAGACCGACAUUUUCAGACUAAUACAAAAAUGCGACACCCGAAGGAAGACUGCGAAAAGGCUCUCCGUCCAUCAUAUGUCCAGAUCAUCGCCGACAUGUCCUCCUUCCUCUCCCACUACCGUAUUUUGAAUAUAAUGAAAAGCAAGUUCCUCUCCGCGCACAGCAUUUACGAGCACAUGAGCUUCACCCUGGUGUUUUUCGUCUGGAAACUCCUCUACCUGGACGUCGUCCUCUGCCUACUAAAAAUCUUCCUUCUCUUCUACACAAGCGACAUAUUCGCCGUUGGCUUCUUCCUGGCCAUCGCCCUAGCCAACAUCGCCAACUCGUACGUCAUCCAUCUGAUGGAUAACAAUCUGAUGAGCGACAUGGGAACGAGCUAG